Messenger RNA from Necator americanus (New World hookworm), 495 nucleotides. RefSeq lists its product as uncharacterized. Bases 1 to 495 code for a protein of 164 amino acids. The record is from RefSeq and is a predicted model, not a curated record. The transcript has 5 exons. Lineage: Eukaryota; Metazoa; Nematoda; Chromadorea; Rhabditida; Ancylostomatidae.
AUGUGCAUCUUCUCAGCGUGUGGUCAGAUUGUAUUCGGUGUUGUGAUGGUUGCUUGCCUUAUCCUGACAGCUAUUCCCACAUUUAAUGGACAGAUGUUCACAUGGAGUUGUCUCAAGGAUAUCAAACAUUGUGAUGUACUUCCAACGGAAAAAACUGGUUACAUGAAAACGUACGCGACAUUUAUGUGCUUAGCGCUUGCAUUCGAAGUAAUCGCAAUCAUCUGGAAUCUGAUUGCAUUCUGUGCUUGCUGUUGCAAACGAUUCCUUAUUCAUCCACUAUCUAUUCUUUCUCUCAUUACAACAAUAAUGCUUCUUAUUGCCACAAUUGUAUACGGUGUUAACAACAAAGGGAAACUCGGAAAGUUCGGCGAUGAAAUCCACCACAAGGACGCUUACGGCUACUCAUUUUGGUUAACAGUUUGUGCUCUGGUGUUGGCUGCUGUUGAUACCGUUAUCGCAAGCAUAACCGUGUGUCUAGGAAAAAAUUGUCUAUAG